AUUGAAGAUUAAUAAAGAUUAUUUGUCGUUAUUCGUUUGAACUUUGAAAGGCUUUAUUUGGCAUUUUGGCAUUUGUACUUCUUUAAGUCAACUUUUGGGGUGCGUUUUUCGUGUAUUCUAAUAAAACUAUUUGUUUGCUCUUUUGUAUUUUUUUUUAACCCUAGAUUGUGUAUGUAUCCUAUGUUUUUGUAUUACAACAAACACUUUUAAAUUUUAACCAUGUUUCCAUUACUAUUUCAUGAGUAUAAUAUUAUUAUGUUUGGAAUCGGAAUACCUAGUAUGUUUAUAAUAUGGUUAUUACUUUUCAAACGAAUCACUGGGUUCUUUGAGGUAAACAAUUUUAUUUUUUAUAGAAAUAUUUAUAGGUAUUACUUAAAAAUCAUAUUUUUUGUUCUAGAAAUGUAUUUCAUUGUAUUCAUCACACAAAUUCAAGGUACCAGAAGUAAAUGUAUUAUUACAAUCGCUGACUAGUGGAAUUUUCUGUUUUGUCAGUGUUCCUAUAUGUUUUUCUACAUUUAAACCUUCUUCUUCUGAUUCAUCUUUAAUGUACUGGCUACUAGAUUCUUUUCGCCAUAUGAUGAAUCGUUGUACAAUUACAGAACCUUUAGAUCCAUCUAAAAAUUUUAAAUUUAUCAUACUAUAUUCAUGUUUACUGCACAAUGUGUAUACAUCAUUUACAAAUCAUUUAGAUGAGCGGCCAAUAUUAAGUACCAUAAAAAAAGCAGCUGUAUUAGGUUUUUUUGCUUCGACAUACUGUUUUGGGUAAUUCAAGUUAUUUUAUCUUAAUCAUAACUGUUUUGUACUUUGAAGAACAUCAAUACAGAUUUUUAGACUGUAAUCAAAGUGACUUAAUCACUUAAAAUUUAAUACUAAAAGUAUUUAAAAUUGUACAGCUGUACAGAAGCAGGUUUUGUAUUUCUUGGCCUGUCUAAUCUAUCACUUGGAACAUUGGAAGCUGCCAGACUAUUAAAAGUUUGUCAUAACAGAACUAAUAGUAUGAUUAUUAAAAUAUUGAGCUUUGUGCAGUUUAUUGUCCACUGUGUUAUAUGGUAUGAAAAGAAAUUAUUUAUCUAUUUAUAAAGAAAUUAUUUUAUAUAAAUGUACUUAUUUUUACUUUACAGGAUAUCAAUCUACCUAUUUUUAGUACCAUUUAUCGUGUUGUCAUCAAUUGAAAUACUAAGAAUGGAUAAUAAUAAUCGACUACCCUUAGCAACUAUGUUAUUAAGUCUUGUAGUAUUUUAUUUUAUUGAACUAAAGGAUAGUGUAUGUUUCAUACAAUAUAAAUGUUUAACAUUAUAUAUUUCUUAUUUUAAGUACUUUGACUGACUAAAUUUUUGAUAAUUUGUUAUAGCCUUUAAACAUGUCAACAACAAGUGGAAAUGGUAUUUUUAGAUUAUUUGAAUCACCUAAAAACUCGUAAGAUUUUAAAUUUUCAUUGGUAACUAAAUCCUUAUUCUUGUUACAAUAUCUCGUGUGAUUUUUUCUAGAUGUAUAGCUGUAAAAAAUAAAUCUAAAGAAAAUUUAUCAAUGUUGUACCAGUCUACUAAAUGUAACUAUAUUUAUAUAUAUAUAACAUAUUUUGCACUACUUAAAAAAUAAAUUUAAAAAAAAUAUAAAUAUAAGUUAUAAAUAUCUGAAAACUAAUUUAAUUUGAAUUUAUAAAAAAUAUGUAUCACUAUUAUACCUAUGUAUAAAAUGGUAAUAUAAUAUUGACUAUUACUUUUUUAUUUGUUUGUUAUAAUAAUAUACUAUACAUUUUUAUUAUUUAUCAAACUUUUAUUUCAAAUGUUAGGAUUCAUUUUUUUUUUUUUAAUGACCCAUUUUUGAACAAAUACUGUAUUGAUUAUCUAUAUAAUUAUUUUUAAUUUCAUUAGUAUAAUUUUCAAGUUAAACAUGAUAGAAAACCAUUUAUAAAUUGUUAUUUAUCUUGUAUUAACUUUAAAAUAAUAUUAGUCUUACAAUUUAAAAAAUAUUUAAUCUCUGAUUUUCACCCGUAUUUAAAAAAAAAAUCCUUCAUUACAUAUUGUAAAUAUUUCAAAACUAAUCACUGUCAUUCAAAUAUUUGUAUUGUAUUACAUAGGUGCUAUAGCAGUAAAGAAAAAACUCAAAAGAAUUCGUCAAAAUAAAGAAUCUACUAAAUUAUUGUCUCCAUUUGAAAUUAAAUCUGAACCAAUCGAAGUAAUUGAAAUAUUUGAUGAUUAAC
Cinara cedri is the source of this 2203-nucleotide messenger RNA. NCBI's taxonomy places the organism in Eukaryota, Metazoa, Arthropoda, Insecta, Hemiptera, Aphididae. The record is from the annotation of a GenBank genome assembly.